Pseudozyma flocculosa PF-1 is the source of this 2970-nucleotide messenger RNA. RefSeq lists its product as uncharacterized. Gene Ontology annotation, biological process: glycerophospholipid catabolic process. The transcript is spliced from 2 exons. Gene Ontology annotation, molecular function: magnesium ion binding; A2-type glycerophospholipase activity; holo-[acyl-carrier-protein] synthase activity. Bases 1 to 2970 code for a protein of 989 amino acids. NCBI's taxonomy places the organism in Eukaryota, Fungi, Basidiomycota, Ustilaginomycetes, Ustilaginales, Ustilaginaceae. The record is from RefSeq and is a predicted model, not a curated record. Gene Ontology annotation, cellular component: cytosol.
AUGCCCGUGCUCGUCUCUCUCCGUCAAUCCCCGACCUAUCUCUACCUCAAGGUGUACCUCAUCUGCUCACUGGUAUCCCUCUUCCAGGCCGCGCCGGUAUCCUCGCGUCUCGCUGCCGCCAGGCCCGCCCGUCUGCUCGCUCCUCGCGGCACCCGGAUCGUCAACGCCCGUGAUGCCACACCUCGACCGUCGCCGGCGCCGGCUUCGCGCGUCCGCCUGCUCCUAGAACGGUGGCGACAGCGUGCCCACGAUAUGGCCGAGAUCAACCAACUCAUGAAGCGCGACGAACAUGACCUCCGCACCUAUCCCGAGCUCGAGUGGGACGCCGCCGUCCGACGGUCCGCGCGCCUCCAUCCGCAUGAGACUAUAUUCAUCGCACGACGAAGCCAUCGCAUGUCUUCCGAGGGUACCGACGACCUCCACCGCUUCCUCGGACUGCCCGCCGGCGAGCGCGUGCACCCCGCCGACGUGCCCCUCGUCGCUCUCGGGGGCAGCGGCGGAGGCUAUCGCGCCAUGUACGGCUUCGCAGGCUUCCUCGCCUCGGCCAAGCAGACCGGCCUCUGGAACUGCCUCACCUGGACUGCAGGCGUCAGCGGAAGCUGCUGGACCCUCGCUGCCUACUACACCAUCGCCUAUCACGAUGCCGCCAGCCUCAUCCGACACUACCUAGCCACCGCAAAAGAGGUGUCGCAUCCCAUGAGCGUCGAGGCGCUCGACACCGUCGCGAGGAGCAGCAAGGGCGUCUACUUCCUCCUGGCCCCUCUACUGCGCAAGGCACAGGGCGGUCGCGUUGGCUUGGGCAUCAUGGACCUCUAUGCCACCCUCACCACCAGCUACCAGUUUCUCUCGCGCGAACCGCGCGCCAGGCUCAGCCGCGCCACCUUUCAGCUCUCCAAGAUCUGGCAGCGCUCCGGCCUCGAUCGCGCACUCGAGCCCAUGCCGCUGUUCACGGCGGUGCGGGUUGCGCCUCAUGACUCGCCUGGCGUUCGGCCCCACACCGACUCGUCGAUGAGCAAAGGCCAGCCGCCAAAGCGCGCCCUGGCCCAGCAUCAGACUUCGACCGCGUCAGCCAUCAUCGAGAGAGGGCAGGACAACGUCCGUCAGAGCCCGAUCGGCGCGGCCGAAGCCACCGACGUGCUGGCGCUAGCCGAUCCUCGCGGGUUCUAUCAGUGGUUUGAGGUCUCGCCCCUCGAAGUCGGCAGCUCGGACGUCCAGGCCUUCAUCCCGACUUGGGCCUGGGGCAGGGCCUUUGUGUCCGGCCGAUCGCUCCACCGCAUGCCGGAGCAUUCGAUGUCGCUGAUCCUCGGGCAGUGCACCAGCGCGCCCGCGGGUCCCCUGACCGGCUAUGUAGCGGCGCUGCUCGCCUCGCUGCCCAAGGGCACCGUCAUGAGCCGCCUCCUGAUGCUUCUGAACAACUUUAUCCGCCUCAAGCGCUGGGAGCGGCGUUGGGGUAACCCCAUCCGCGCCGGCGAUGAGCCCAACCCAUUCUACGGGCUCAACACACGGCCAGAAAGUGUGGCAGGAGCCGACCGAGGGCGAGCAUCGGACGGAGCGCGCUCUGCCGUUGUCGGUAUCGGCAUCGACAUCCUGCACCUGCCCCGGCUGCAGCAGCUGGUGGCUCGGCAGGUUUCGCGCAGUUCGAAAGGUGCAGAGACGGGUGAAGAUGCUCGACUGGCCGCGCUCGACAGGCUGGCUCGGCGCGUCCUAUGCCGAUCGGAGCUGCUAGGAUGGCAAGCGUUGCGAGAUCAACUGGGCGCUGACACCACGUCGGACCAAGCCCAUGACAGCCUGUUCCGCUUCUUGGCGGUGCGGUGGAGCGCCAAGGAGGCCGCCUACAAGGCCCUCUACCCCAUCCACGUGGUGUCGUGGAAGGAUCUCUGCGUCGAGAAGCCUCUGUCCGCCGCCGUCUCGGCGACCGUCUCGCUUUCGGACGAGCCGCUGGACCUCGCAGCCAAGGAGUCGGCGGGCGCCCGCAGCAAGAAGCCGCAGCUGCGCAUGUCGGACGAGUGGCUGACAGCUCGUCGCAGCAGCGUCGACGGCGGGGGGGCGCCUGCGCUCCAUCUCGCCGUGUCUCACGACGGCGACUACGUGGUCGCAAACGUCUUGGCGCUGAGGGACGCCGAGUCACGGAUCAGCGCGCACGAGUGGGAGCAGACCCGCCUUCCGCCACUGCCGAGCUCCGACGACGUUCGAACCUCGACGGCGUCUCUAGCGGCCCUUGACCUUGCCUCGCGCCACGGCGACCGGGCAGAUGCCCUUCCCGAUCCGGAUCCACACGGUGACGCCACGUUCGACAGAGGGCGGGACGAGGCGAGUGCCCCGCAAGCGGCGUGGGAGACAUCCUCGCGGAUCCGGCUGAUGGACAGCGGCAUGUCCAACAACCUGCCCAACCACGUCCUGGCGCGCGAGGAGCGCGGCGCCGACGUCAUCAUCGCCUUUGACGCCUCGUCAGACGUGCAGAAGGGAUCGGCGCUGCAGCGUAUCCGCAACUUUGCAGACGACUGCGCCAUCCGCCUUGCCAUCCGGCCCCAAGUCCCCGGCGGUCGUGAUGGAGAGGGCCAAUCCUUGGGCGAGGAUACAAGCGCGCACGAGAUCGAGAGGCGGUUCAGGGGCAAGUACGCUCAGCGGAUCGAUGGAUGGCGACACAGGGACGGUGGAGGUGCUGCAUCGACUGGGCAACCUGGCAUCGAGACCGAGACGACACCACCCACAUCGCCGCCGGACAUCCGCUUCGUCUACUGCCCCUUGCUGCCCAACUCGGCCCAGCCAGACUUUGACCCGUCCACGGCAUCUUUCUCCAAUUCCUACAACCUCGUCUGGACACCGGAGCAGGUCGAGACCCUCAUCCGCACCUCUUCGGCCAACCUGGAGCGACAUGCCAUCCACACGAUCCGAGAGGCGAUCAGGGAGGCGUAUGAAGCCAAAAAGGCGAGGCGGCUCGCCGGCGCCCGGCGGGGCGAAGGCGAGUGA